This is a messenger RNA of Daucus carota subsp. sativus, 2473 nucleotides long. RefSeq names its product cellulose synthase-like protein E1. The record is from RefSeq and is a predicted model, not a curated record. Gene Ontology annotation, biological process: plant-type primary cell wall biogenesis; cellulose biosynthetic process. Gene Ontology annotation, cellular component: plasma membrane; trans-Golgi network. The coding region runs from base 162 to 2375 and encodes 737 amino acids. The transcript has 8 exons. NCBI's taxonomy places the organism in Eukaryota, Viridiplantae, Streptophyta, Magnoliopsida, Apiales, Apiaceae. Gene Ontology annotation, molecular function: cellulose synthase (UDP-forming) activity.
ACAAAAAACAAAUCAGAAAUCAGAAGUAGCCAAAGCAAUGUACUCCUUCCAUGUUGAUAAUGAUAAGGUGAGAAUCUGAGAUAUAGAACAAGUGGGGAAUUGACUUCUGACAUUAGAGAAAGAAUUUCUCCUAAUUAGCAGACGUAAGAAAACCACAGAGAAUGAGAAAUGAAGAUGUUGCUCUGUUCGAGAGCAAGGGAGUUAGCAAAAGCAUGUUGUUGUGCAGGAGAGCUUUUGCAGGAUCGACGUCGUUGGCUAUACUUUCGGUUUGGUUGUAUAGAUGUUUUUACUUUGUCUAUGAUUAUCAAAGUCAUGCUCAUGCACUUGUGUGGAUUGGCAUGUUUGCCGCGGAGGUUUGGUUUGGUCUCUGCUGGCUGCUAACUCAGGCCUCACGCUGGAAUCUUAUCUAUCGCCGCACUUUUAAGGACAAGCUCUCCUACAGGCACGAGAAAGAGUUGCCUGGAAUUGACAUAUUUGGGUGCACAGCUGAUCCGACAAUUGAGCCACCAAUCAUGGUGAUCAACACUGUUUUAUCAGUCAUGGCUUAUGAUUACCCAUCCGAGAAACUCUCUGUCUAUCUUUCAGAUGAUGGAGGCUCUGACAUUACCUUCUACGUGCUCACACUAGCCUCAACCUUUGCUAAACAUUGGAUACCUUACUGCAAGAAGUAUAAACUCGAAACACCUUGUCCUGCAGCUUAUUUUAGCAACUCUGCACCACCUACACCGGCUUCUGAAGACUGGGCCUCCAUCAGGGAACUAUACGAAGAAAUGAAGAACCGAAUUCAAAGUGUGACAGAACUUGGUGGGAUUUCUAAGGAGUUACGUCUGGAGCACAAUGGAUUCACCGGAUGGGAGUCCUUUUCGUCUCCCCGGGACCAUGACACCAUACUUCAUAUAUUAAUCGGAGUGAGCAGUAGUAGAGAGGUGAAGGGCGUUGACGGGUGUGCAUUGCCUAAUCUGAUAUACUUGGCAAGGGAGAAGAGACCUCAGCAUCCCCAUAACUUUAAAGCUGGGGCCAUAAAUUCAUUGAUAAGGGUAUCAGAACAGAUGAGUAAUGGACCUGUCAUACUAACUCUAGACUGUGAUAUGUAUUCUAAUAGCACUCGAUCAUUAAGGGAUGCUCUUUGUUUUUUUAUGGAUGAGGAAAAGGGGUAUGAGAUUGCUUUUGUGCAGUUCCCUCAGAGUUUUGAAAAUGUUACAAGGAAUGAUAUUUAUGGUAGUUCCUUGAGAACAGAUAUGGAGGUGGAUUUCCAUGGUAUGGAUGGUUUUGGGGGUUCUAUGUACAUUGGAACUGGCUGCUUCCACAGAAGAGAUACUCUUUGUGGCAGAGUUUUCAGCAAGAGCCAACGCGAUAGGGGAUUUUGGAGAAAAGGGAAUGACAAUCAAUAUUUUAUUGAAACUGCUUAUGAUUUAGAAGAAAGACUGAAGGAUCUAGCAAGUUGUACAUUUGAAAAGGAUACUCAAUGGGGAACUGAGAUGGGAUUGAAAUAUGGGUGCGCGGUGGAAGAUGUGAUCACCGGACUCUCAAUCCAGUGCAACGGAUGGAAAUCAGUAUACUACAAUCCAGAAAGAAAAGGGUUCUUGGGUCUAGCUCCCACCAGCCUGCAUCCAACUCUGGUACAGCAUAAGAGAUGGUCUGAGGGUGAUCUACAGAUCUUGCUAUCAAAGUACAAUCCAGCAUCAUAUGGUUUCAGAAGGAUUCAUCCUGGCCUCAUAAUGGGAUACUAUGUGUACAUACUCUGGGCUCCUAGUAGCUUGCCAACACUCUAUUACUGCAUCAUCCCCUCCCUCCACCUCCUAAUUGGCAAUUCUUUGUUUCCUCAGAUAUCCAGCCUGUGGAUUAUUCCAUAUGCAUACAUAAUUUUCUCUGCAUACGCGUAUAGUUUGGCUGAGUUCCUCUGGUCGGGUGGCACUUUCCUAGCCUGGUGGAAUGACCAAAGAAUGUGGCUGUACAAGAGGACUAGCUCCUACUUUUUCGCCCUUGUCGACACCAUAAGUAGGCUGGUGAAAUAUUCAAGCACAACAUUUACGAUCACAUCAAAAGUGGCUGAUCAAGAUGCAUACCAGAGAUAUGAGCAAGAUAUCAUGGACUUCGAAACUCCUUCACCUAUGAUUACCAUAUUAGUAACACUUGCUAUGCUUAAUCUCUUUUGUCUUGCUGGGUUGGCAAAGCAACUUUUGGUGGAUUUUAGCAGGACUCUCGAAACAAUGAUUCUGCAGAUCAUUCAAAAUUUCUUCCUGGUUGUGAUUAAUUUACCAUUAUACGAGGCACUUUUCGAACGGAAGGACAAAGGCAAGGUACCAAGUUCUGUCACAGUAAAAUCAGUUUUCUUGGCUUUGCUUGCUUGUGCUUGCUUUACAUUCUUGCAUUAGUCUAGAGAUUUUUAUUGAUUUUCUAUUUUUGGUUACUUGUAAAUUGUAAUCAAAGCAAACAUUGUUAAAUUCACCCAUGGGGGAUCCUUAUUAUUUCA